AUGGCCAAACGCGCUUUGCAGUCACCUCGUAAAUCUCCACACGGUAUCAGGAAGCGCAGACGUACUAAUAGAUUGAGCUCGUCUGUCAUUGGUACUUCUCCUAGCAGUGCUGUAGACUCACCUCAAGAAGAUGAAGUUAAAAAUGGACAAGACACGUCCUAUAUCUCAGCCGGCAGCAGGGAACAUACUGGAAGCGAAAGUCUACCUCUCAACGGUGAAAAUGAUGCCGAUGAAGCGCAAUUUGAAGUCGAUGAAAGCGCUAAGGAAGAAUUGCCAUCAGCCGACAACAAUGAAGAUGCUAAAAGUCGACUCUCAUCUGUCUACACAGAGGCAAAAGUUGGAGAACUCCCAGCUGUGGACAAUCAGAACGCUAUGGAGGCAAUUAUUUCAUCAACCGACCAUUCAGAUAGUGACUUCGAGUGUCAAUCAAGUCUUUGCGAUGACGAGAGCGACUACCAAGAUGGAAGUGAUCAGCUAUAUCAAGACUCCGACCUUGAGUCCAAUUUCAAUGACUCCAGAGAUCUACCUCCAGUCAAGCAUAGGAAGAAGACAGAGCAACGUGAGACAUCAGUACAGAAGUCCGCCACUUUUACCAGAAGAGAGAUCAUGGAAAAGGUGCACAUUGAUUGGCCUUCGCGAAUGCAGAACGGAGUGGUGAACGGUGUUUGA
Messenger RNA from Aureobasidium subglaciale EXF-2481, 669 nucleotides. RefSeq lists its product as uncharacterized. The coding region runs from base 1 to 669 and encodes 222 amino acids. NCBI's taxonomy places the organism in Eukaryota, Fungi, Ascomycota, Dothideomycetes, Dothideales, Saccotheciaceae. The transcript has a single exon. The record is from RefSeq and is a predicted model, not a curated record.